Neltuma alba is the source of this 729-nucleotide messenger RNA. Its product is annotated as RING-H2 finger protein ATL2-like. Lineage: Eukaryota; Viridiplantae; Streptophyta; Magnoliopsida; Fabales; Fabaceae. The coding region runs from base 122 to 646 and encodes 174 amino acids. Gene Ontology annotation, biological process: protein ubiquitination. The record is from RefSeq and is a predicted model, not a curated record. The transcript is spliced from 2 exons.
ACCGCGUUCCUACAGCGUGACUGUGGCAGAGAAUCAUGUUCAUUAAAAUCUGCAGAAGCUUCUCCUUCCCCAUAUAGCUUAACCCCUCACCUCCUUCCCCACAUUCCCUUCGAACUCAACAAUGGCGCUCGAUGACCAUGCCAAUCCCAAUUCCCAUCCCUUCGACGCCAAAGGCUACGCUCUCACCACCAACAUCCUCCUCACCAUCACCUUCUUCUUGUUGUUCCUCAUCAUCCUACUGAUUUUCCUUCACUUCUACGCCCGCUGGUACCUCCGCCGUGCCCGCCUCCGUCACCGCCAGCGCCGCCGUUCAUAUCUUGUCUUCUACGUCGACGACUCCGUCCCCUCUGACGCCCCAACAUCCGUCGGUCUUGACCCCUCAGUGAUUCAGUCUCUUCCUGUCUUCAUUUAUUCCGCCCACUCCGACCCAGUGGAAUGCGCUGUGUGCUUGUCCGAUUUCGAAGAGAACGAAUCGGGUAGGGUUUUGCCCAGAUGCAGCCACACUUUUCACGUCGAAUGCAUCGACAUGUGGUUCCAGUCUCACUCGACCUGCCCUCUCUGUAGAUCUUUGGUUGAACCUGUUGGUGAUCAAUGUGUGCGAACAGGGUUCGAGUUCAGGAUGUCGUCAGGAUGGACAAGAAGAUAACCGAAGCGGCCGGACGCUCUGUUCUUCGUCGUCUUCAGUUGGGUUGAGGCGGAAGCCGUCGUCCGUUGGUGUAGCAAUUGAGG